Messenger RNA from Paracoccidioides brasiliensis Pb18, 312 nucleotides. RefSeq lists its product as uncharacterized. The record is from RefSeq and is a predicted model, not a curated record. Bases 1 to 312 code for a protein of 103 amino acids. The transcript has a single exon.
AUGGCUGGAUUGCACAGGCAGAAUUGCAGCCAUGCAGCAAGUAUGAACUCAAUCAUAACUAUAAGUUACAGCAAUGGUGCAAACCCGCGGAGCAAAGAGGAAGCCAAUGCGAAGAUCCAGUCUCAACUUCUCAAGCAAGUUCAACUUAGCAAUAGUGGAAUUGUCCCAACCAUCGAAGCCAUAGCAAACGAGAGGAUGAUGAAUGAGCUGAUGGGGGGUGGCCCUGUCGGAAGUUUUAGCUUAAUGUUCGGUGUUGGGAGCAUCCGUCGAAUUAGCUUUAGAAGGUGGGGUGUGGUGGGGGAACUGUCUUAA